GAGACCGAUAGAAAUAGCAUGUGAUCAGGGGUAGUUCUAAUGAUGAUUUCAGUUUGAGUUUGUGGUAGUAUAGUAUUAAUUUUGGGGUAUUUUGAUUAGGUUCUUGAGUAUUCUGUCACCCGAGCACUUGGCUUGAGUUUCCGGUAUUACGGAUUUGAGGAAACGAAGUCAAGGACGGGGAAAAACGAAGGGAGUGAUGAGUUAGAAGGCUAGCCAUCUUGUAAAUUGAACAUAGAUUUUAGAUAUAAAUCAUGAUCUUAUAAACUAGACUUUAAUUGGAGAUUUUAUGAUAUCAAAGCAAAUUUUAAGAUUUUUAUCUUCAGAUUUUGUGGUAUCAGAUUGUGCUUAUGGGGCAGUAAAUAAAUGGACAAUUUCAGGCUUAAAUGGCUGUCACAUACCAGAAUUUGCAAGCAAAAACCGAACUGCAGGUUGGGGGAAGGCCGGCGGCAAGUGCAGGGGACUCACGGGCUACCCAAAAUUCAAGAACCAAGAGCAAUUAAGAAUUUGAAGAAUUUCGCCCCCACAACAAGAGCAGCCGGCGAACAGAGCAAAGCAGAUCCGGAUUUUCCAGCAGGGGGAAGAAUUUCUGGAUUCUACAUGUGUUUUAGAGCAAGAAAAGAAGGAGAAAUCCAAGCUUCUCACUGGUUUUUCAAGAGGAGGCUGUCGAGGGCCUGGGUCUUCUUCGGCUGCAGGGGAAACGGGAAAGAAGAAGAGCAAAAUCAGGCUGAGCAGAAAGAGGAAAAGGAGAAAAAGAAACAAGCCAUCCUUAUCCAAUUUCUACUCUUUUAAGCCCCUCAACUUUGGAUAAUUUGGCUAUUAAACCCAAAACAAUAUUUUCUCACACUUAAACCCCUAACUCACACUUAUUCAUUCUAGAAAAUUUUGGGGAUUACCAUGGAAUGAGCUACUAGAGGCUGGGGUGAUAUGGGAAGCACAAGGAAUAAAACUAAAUCCUGCCAAAGCCACAAAAGAACAAUUGUGGGGUUACGCUACGAACCCAACACAAGACGAGUUGGCAAAGAAUGGCAUGGAUUUAAAGACAAGUACAACAAAACUUUGAACUCUAUCAAAGACGGAUAAGCAUCCAAUGGAUAUAUGGAUCAUGAAUGAAUGAACAAGUGCAUGGAUG
Rubroshorea leprosula is the source of this 1129-nucleotide messenger RNA. NCBI's taxonomy places the organism in Eukaryota, Viridiplantae, Streptophyta, Magnoliopsida, Malvales, Dipterocarpaceae. The record is from the annotation of a GenBank genome assembly.